Messenger RNA from Elgaria multicarinata webbii, 3805 nucleotides. RefSeq names its product structural maintenance of chromosomes 1B (gene SMC1B). The record is from RefSeq and is a predicted model, not a curated record. Gene Ontology annotation, molecular function: DNA binding; protein binding; ATP binding. Gene Ontology annotation, cellular component: meiotic cohesin complex; chromosome; nucleus. The coding region runs from base 66 to 3782 and encodes 1238 amino acids. The transcript is spliced from 25 exons. Gene Ontology annotation, biological process: sister chromatid cohesion. Lineage: Eukaryota; Metazoa; Chordata; Lepidosauria; Squamata; Anguidae.
CUCUCCACUUUCGUAUUCAUUAUAGUAGUAUUUUUCUCCCCCUUUGUUUCCUUGCUCAUCCACAGAUGGGAUACUUAAAGCUUUUGAUAGUGGAGAAUUUCAAGACAUGGAGGGGCGAACAAUGCAUUGGACCUUUCAAGAAAUUCACUUGUGUCAUUGGUCCUAAUGGUUCAGGGAAAUCGAAUUUAAUGGAUGCCCUUAGUUUUGUAAUGGGUGAAAAGGCAUCUAAUUUAAGAGUGAAACACAUUCAAGAACUGAUUCAUGGGGCACAUGUUGGAAAGCCGGUUUCAUCAAGUGGAAGUGUAAGAAUGGUGUAUUGUGAAGAAAAUGGAGACGAGAAAACAUUUUCAAGAAUUAUUCGAGGCAAUGGAUCUGAGUUUCUUAUAAACGACAUUGCUGUCAGCCGAUCAUCAUAUAUAAAAGAACUUGGAGAAAUUGGCAUCAUUGCGAGAGCAAGGAAUUGCCUGGUUUUCCAGGGUCAAGUUGAAGCAAUUGCAAUGAAGAAACCCAAAGAAAGAACUCAGAUUUUUGAACAAAUUAGUAAUUCAGUGGAACUUGCUGCUGAGUAUGCAGAAAAGAAGAAAAAUAUGCACAAGGCAGAGGAUGAUGCACAGUUCAGUUACAACAAGAAGAAAAACGUUGCAGCUGAGCGCAAACGUGCAAAGUUAGAGAAAGAGGAGGCAGAACGUUACCAGACAAUGUCCGAAGAGUUGCGAGAGUGUAGGGGGCAGUCUCAGCUUUUCCAGCUCUAUCAUAAUGAACAAAAAACCAACUUACUCAACGAAAAAUUGUCUGCAAAAGACAUGAAUAUUGAUACUAAGAAAAUUGCUCUUUCUCAUGCUGAAGAUGCAGUGAAAGCCAGUAAAAGGGCUCUUGGAAUAUUAAAUAGAAACCAUCAGUAUAUUGAAAAAGAAAUAAAGUCGUUGGAGGUUCUGUUGAAUCAAAAGAGACCUCAGUAUAUUAAAGCAAAAGAAAGAACCUCUCACCAAAUAAAAAAAGUAGAGAUGGCUAAGAAACUCUUGUGGGAUCAUACGAAGGAACAGGCUAAGCGAGAAGAAAACAAAAAAGAAUUGGAAACAGAACUGUCUGAUAUUGAUAAAGCUUGGCGAGCAUUUGAAAAGAAGGUUGAAGCAGAGACACUGCACCAAGAGAGAGAUGUUUUCCUGGAAGAAAAUCAGAUAAAUAAAUACAAGGAGCUGAAAGAACUAGUGAGGAAAAAAGUAGCCACGUUGACUCAGCAACUGGAAAGACUGCAGUGGGAGCAAAAGGCAGAUGAAGAGAAGAUGUCAUUUUAUCAGCAGAGGCAGAAGGAAACCGAGGGAAGUAUAAAGCAAGUUAUGGAACAGAUAGAAGAUGGUGAAAACCGGGUAGAGAAGCUGAUGGAAUUCAGCAGGACAUGCUCUGCAUCUUUAGUGGAGAAAAAACAAGAAGUAGUAGCACUGACAAAUGAGCUUGAAAGUUCAAAGAUACGAAUUGCUGAAGUGAACGAAGAGCUGUAUAAAAUUGUUAGUGACUUGCACAAUGCUAAAAUUGAUGUCUAUGAAGGAACACGCCAGCGGAGGAGAGCUGAAAACCUGGAGAGCCUCAAAAGACUAUAUCCUGAUUAUGUGUUUGGAAGACUGGUUGACUUGUGUCAUCCCAUCCAUAAAAAAUAUCAACUUGCUGUUACCAAGGUUUUUGGCAAGUAUAUGACUGCGAUUGUUGUGGCUUCAGAAAAAGCAGCUAGAGAUUGUAUUUGUUUCCUCAAGGAAGAAAGAGCUGAACCUGAAACAUUUCUUCCUUUGGAUUACCUUGAGGUAGAACCUAUCAAUGAACAGUUAAGAGAGUUAAAAGGAUCUAAAAUGAUGAUUGAUGUCAUACAGACAUCCUUUCCUCCAUUGAAGAAAGUAAUUCAGUUUGUUUGUGGGAAUGGUCUAGUCUGUGAAACAGUAAAAGAAGCAAAGCAAUUAGCAUUUGAUGGUCCACGCCGACUGAAAACAGUGGCUCUAGAUGGAACUUUAUUUUUGAAGUCUGGAAUAAUCUCUGGAGGCUCAAGUUAUUUAAAAAUGAAGGCUAGAUACUGGGAUGAAAAAGAGGUGAAUGAACUUAAAGAACGAAGAGAAAAGCUGAUGAAUGAACUAAAGGACUUACUGAAAAUCAAGCGGAAGGAAAUUGAUUUAAAGCAUUUGCAGGCUCAGUGCCAAGGAAUUCAAACACGGCACAAAUAUUCACAAAGUGAAUUAGAGGUUCUUAAGAAAAAACAACUUGCUAAUUUCAACAAGGAGAAAUCUAUGUUGGAAAGUGAACUGGUAAAUACUCAGUCGCAACAUGCCAUGCUGAAUGAUGGAGUCUUACAAAGAGCGGGGAAAAUGGAUGAGCUCAAAAAGAAAAUUAAUAAGGUGGAAGACAAUGUUUUCCAUGAAUUUUGUGAAGAGAUAGGUGUAGACAAUAUUCGUGUAUAUGAAAAAGAACAUAUCCAACAGCAAGAAGAAAUUGACAAAAAGAGAUUUGAAUUUGAAAACCAGAAGACACGACUGAAUGUUCAGCUUGAGUAUAUUUGCAGCCUGAUAAAAAAGGAAGAGAGAAAGAACAACAUGCUGAAAGAGAGUAUUCGCAAAGAUGAAACUGAUAUCAUUCAGCUGAAAAAGGAUGAGGAUAAUUUUUUACAAAUGAUAGAUGAAGUUAUGACAGAACUGCAGCAGAUCAAGGAAAAGCAAAAUGUUAACAAGGAUGAUGUUGCAGAAGCACAGAAUAAAGUUGAAGAAUCAAGGAAGAAAUUUCUAACUCUGAAUAGAGAGUUGGUAACAUUACAAAAGGAAGCUCUUGCGAUCGAGACCUCGUUGGAACAGAAAAAAUUAGAAAGACACAAUAGGCUUCUUGAUUGCAAGCUUCAGGACUUAAGUAUAAACCUUCUGUUGGGAUCUUUUGAUGACAUUACUGAAAUAGAGCUGGGACCUGAUACGGAAAGUAGUGAAGUGACAGCUGAUAUCUUUACAAGAGAGCAGGCAAUUGAAAUAGACUAUAGCAGUCUUGAAGAAGAACUAAAGAACUUGCAGUCUGACAAAGAGAUUGAGACUCACCUAGAACAACUUCAGCAGGAAAUAGCAUCUAAAGAAAAUGUUUUAUGUAAAAUAGCAGCACCAAAACUGAGAGCCCUGGAGAGAUUACACAUAGUUACAGGCAGAUUCCAAGAAUCAGUUGAUGCAUUUGAGGCUCAUAGGAGGGAAGCCAGAUUAUGUAGGCAAGAAUUUGAAAAGGUGAAAAAAAGGAGAUACGAGCUGUUCAGCCAGUGUUUUGAGCAUGUGUCUAUAGCUAUUGAUCAGAUCUACAAGGAACUCUGCAGAAACAGUAGUGCCCAGGCAUUUCUUAGUCCUGAGAAUGCUGAGGAACCUUACUUGGAGGGCAUCAGCUAUAACUGUGUAGCUCCUGGAAAACGAUUUAUGCCAAUGGAUAACCUGUCUGGGGGUGAAAAAUCUGUAGCAGCUUUGGCUCUUGUGUUUGCAAUACACAGUUUUAGGCCAGCCCCCUUUUUCAUUUUGGACGAGGUUGAUGCAGCACUAGAUAAUACAAACAUUGGCAAAGUAUCAAGGUUCAUAAAGCAGCAGUCCCAAGAGAAGUUUCAAAUUCUAGUUAUUUCUCUAAAGGAAGAGUUUUAUUCUAAAGCAGAUGUUUUAGUUGGAGUCUGUCCUCAGCAAGAUGAUACUAUGUUUAGUCAAGUACUGACCCUGGAUCUUACUCGAUAUCCAAAAUCUGAUGAAAAUGAAAGAACGGAGAAACUGAGAAAGAGCUCUGUGUUGAAAUAGGAUAUAGAGUGAAUGUAUUGCUG